Morone saxatilis (striped sea-bass) is the source of this 2706-nucleotide messenger RNA. RefSeq lists its product as uncharacterized. Bases 372 to 2567 code for a protein of 731 amino acids. NCBI's taxonomy places the organism in Eukaryota, Metazoa, Chordata, Actinopteri, Moronidae. The transcript is spliced from 13 exons. The record is from RefSeq and is a predicted model, not a curated record. Gene Ontology annotation, molecular function: sequence-specific DNA binding.
UGUAAGUAUUACAAAUAUAUAAUUUUCUUUUUGUCUUUUUUUUAUUGUAUUCCUUAAUAUACAUCUAACAUUUUUUUGCUUGAAGGUUUAUCUUUGACCUUAAAAAGUUAUUUGAUAAGAUCUCACCGGAAACUGUCUUUCAACCCGUGUCUCGUGUUCCUUAUCACCGGAUGGAGAUCAGUUGUCAUGGAGACGUUUCGGUUUCAUUUGACAUGUUUUUUUUUUGUGUUUGUGCCUCAUAGCGAAAUGGGGGUAAAAAAAAAAAACACAUGUGUUUUUAUAAAUAAAUAAAUAAAUAAAAUGUAUACAGCAGAGCUCGAUGUAGCUAUCGCCCCGGUUACUGUCCCCAAAAGACGACUACAUCCCCCACAAUGCAACGCGACCACGUCUUUACGCUCCUGUGUUUACGUUUAGCGGUCACGUUCGCCAAUUGCUGGAGCAGACUUUCGGCCACUGUAAAGACAAUUCAGACAUGGUGGCAGUCGUCAGUGUGUAAUUCCUCGUUUCUUUCACACUCUGGUUGUUUUUUUCUUGGUGUAACGAUGCCGGGGAUGUGCUCUGUGCCCGGCUGUAAGGGCUACAAGAAGGCCCGGUCCCGGGGAGUCGUGUUCCACUCUCUGCCUACAAGAGACCCGGGGCGGUGCAGAAAGUGGUUAAAGGCCAUACACAGCCCCAAAUUUGACGAAAACACACCAGUAAGUAAAUACGGGAAUAUUCGAGUAUGCAGCCAGCAUUUUAAACCAGAAGACUACGAACCGGACAUACAGGCAGAACUUAUGAAAACAACGCCCCGAAAAAUCCUCAAGUCCAACGUGAUCCCGUCUGUUUUCUCUGGAAGACAACAAGAGGACCUCAGCAGCUCUCUGCCAGCAGAGGACAGGAGCCCAACAGAGGUGAAGACUUCCAGUACAGCUGCACAAACCUCUACCUCAGUGGUUUCAGGUUCCAGCAUGGACAGUGUGUUGCGAUGGGCCUCUGCGUUAACCUCAGCUCCGAGGGCGUCAUCACAUGCUUCUUCCUUGGGUGUUCAAGUCACUGAUGUGGAUACUGCAUCACUUUCUCCUUCGCUGUCAAUUCCUAUUGCUUCAGGAGCUCAAAGCACAUCACCCCAGUCCCCUCCCCCAGCUGAACUCAGUGAAAGUUUGAGCAGCGUUGCAUGUGUGGAUGGUGUGAAUGAGAGUUUCCACCAAGAGACUGAAUUAAACACAACAGCAACGUCAAAAUCAGACGAGAACACAGAAAAGGACUUCAAAGACUCAAAGACUAUUGUGAAUGACAGCUGCUUGAUGGAGCUGUUUAAGAAGUGUCAGACAUGUGGGCAGCCAAUAACAAGAAAGAAGGUGUCUCACUGCGGUGCACAGAAGAAGGUGAGGUGGAGCUGCCUCGGUGGACACAGGGGCAUAUGGAUGUCUUCACCUCACCUUUGGGAGGCAUUUCCUGAAAUCCACCUUCUUGCUGCUCUUUCUGUUCUUUUUUCUGGAGGCACCUUUACACAAUUUAAAAAGUGGGCCAAACGUCUGAACCUGAAUUUCAUGGGGCAUAAAACUUUUUUUGAAAUUCAAAAGGCAUACCUCAGCCCAGAAAUGAAACAGAUGAACAGGACGGGGCAGGAAGGGGCCUUUGCAAAGGGGGUCCACCAACAACCUGGAGGCACUCUUCUUCACAUUUCAGAUCCUCUGAAGAAAAUUAAGGCCAAGUCGAGGAGAAGAGAGAAGGGAGUUCUGUCAUCAUGGUUAAGUUAUGAAAAGAGAUCCUCAAUAUCGCUGACCUCUACUGGAACCUGUAUGCAAGAUCCUACUGCACUAUCAAGUCUUGGACAUGUAUCGGCCUCCAGAAGAGGUAAACAGCAUCAGCAAUAUGUUGAACAUCAGAGUGAAACUACACAUAUGGCACCAGAGGUGGACCAGCUUCAGGACAGUUUUGAUGAGAUGGAGUUCACCAUUGAAGAGGACGAAUGCAGCAGUGUGAACAAUAGACUAUAUGAUUCGGAUAAUGAUGUGAAAAAUGUCCUACAAACAACGGAGCUGAGGGCUCCAGGAGUUGAUGAGAACUGUGAGGAAGACGUCUACGUACCAAUUAUUCCUCAGAGGUCCACAUCAUCUGAACUAUUACUGGAAUGUGAAGAAGAGGAGCUGGAGCCAUGGCAGAAACACACUUCACAUGUUCAGUUGAAAGUUGAGGAUGAUGUUGGAGAGUUGAGUAUUGACCAAAUAGAUUAUAAGCCGGAGCUUUCACUUCUUCAGAGAAAUGCAGGCUUCAUUAUGACUUCUCCUGAGUCAACAAGCAGUUCUGAGUUCAUUGGCUCCUUCAGGACACAUUGUCGUGCUAGGAAUUCAUUUACAAUAGUACCAGCUGCUCAGCAGCAACUUUUCCAGAAAGUGGCUACGGCAACAAUAAAACUUGAGCCCGAUGAUCAAAUGAGCAACAACUCCAUGUCCUGUGUCCAGAUUCCUGCGUUAUAUGCAACAUCAUCUAACCAACUGCAGUCAGACCACUCACACACUCUCCCUGUACCUUUUUCUUUGCCUUGCUUUACUGUACUAAAACUUGAACCAACGAACCAAUAAUAGCCAAGAGAACACAUGCUAACAGUUGGUAAGUUCAAUUCAAUUCAAUUCAAUUCAAUUUUAUUUGUAUAGCGCCAAUUCAUAACAGAAGUUUAUCUCAGGACACUUUUCAAAUAGAGUCUAGAGCUGAACUCCUUUA